AUGAUUGUACGGAAGCGCUCGCAAAAUAAACCAGACAGCAAGAUGGCAUCGCACCCGGGAGGAGGCGAUCAAGGCAAAUCUAAAGAUGAGAUACUGGAAGUAGGAGCUGUUUUGUUAAAAGAUUUCAUCUGCCAGAGGGUUCAGCGGCACGGAGAAGGCAAUACUGAAGUGGUCAGGGCGCAGCUGGGUGGAGGAGACCUGUGUGACCCAAACACCAAGAGGCUUGCCCAGUGCCUGCAGCAAAUUGGAGAUGAGCUGGAUGGCAAUGCUGAGCUCCAAAGGAUGAUCAACAACUCUUCACUCAGUCCCACUAAGGAAAUGUUUAUCAAAGUUGCCGUUGAGAUCUUUUCUGAUGGAAAAUUCAACUGGGGCAGGGUGGUUGCACUGUUCUACUUUGCCUGUCGACUCGUCAUCAAAGCUCUUGUGACUCAAGUUCCUGAUAUCAUCAGAACCAUAAUCAGCUGGACCAUGGACUACCUCCGGGAAAAUUUGAUCAACUGGAUCAGGGAGCAAGGUGGCUGGGAUGGUAUCUGGUCCCACUUUGGCACACCCACAUGGCAGACUGUGGGUGUUUUCCUGGCAGGUGUUCUCACCACUGUUCUAGUGAUUCGAAAGAUGUGAGGGGUUUGUGAAGAGCAGACGUGUGAAAGAUGGGAAGAAGAACGAGUGAGGGAAAUGGGGACGGGAACAAGAACAUGUAAGAACAUCUGAAGGAGAACAGAAAGAAGUUAUGGCAGAUGGAACAAGUUGAACAGGCAGAGCUUGUAUUUGGACACGAAGAGACAGUCUUUGUUUCUGCCUCCCUUUCAUUUCCAAGGAUUGGGAGAUAGACUGUACGCACUGUUGCACCCAUGAUCCCUGUGCCACUGAGGAAGCGAGAAGAGCGUUUUUACAUGCACAGAGCUGGGGGGUGGAGAGUUUGUCAGACUUGAACAGGGAAUGCAUUUUAAGUAAUUUAUUUUUUACUCGGUACAGACAAAGAAAAGCUACUGCAUCCUGUUCUCUACCCUGAAAGAUAUAUGGACUGAAUCAUUUUGUUGAAGUUGGAGUUUCCUUUAUGCAUUGUUAUUUUCGUUUCACAGAUUGUUUUUCUGAUCUUCCCUCUAUCUCCAUCCACCUCAUCAUGGUGUCUGUAUUCUAAGAGACUCAAUCUUCAAAUGUAUUUGUGAGUGUUUUCUGGUGUAAAACUGUAAUGAUCUGCUUUAAAAAAAAAAGAUAUUUUUGGGAACAAUUGUUGUCAGAUUUACCAAGAAGAUUAUCUACACGAAGAGGAGUUACUCUUCCGAAUGGUUUCUCCCUUUACAUGCAAAGCUCAUCCUUAUUUCAGUGGAUAACAGAAGUGCCACAACAGGAACUUGUGUACAAAGUUUUGUGUACAUUCAACAUGAUUCGUCACAUGGUAAAACAGUCACAUUGUCUCUGAAAAUUAGAUAAGAUUUAAUCAUAUGCUCCUUUCAGCCGUUUUGACCAGCAUUGUGACCUUUAUGUGGCUGCCACUUAAAAAAAUAAUCCUGCCACUUACUGUUUGUUGGGAAUUGAGCCACAUCUGAUGAACUAACGUCUCCUGUGGACAGUGGGAGAUGUUGCACUGCAGACACAGAAAGUAUCGGAUUCCUCUCAAAUGCUUACCUCACUUCACACAUAUUCAAAGUACUGUACGUUUACUGGAGAUAUUCAGACUGCAAUCUUUUCAAAACAGCAAAUGUCUUUUGAUACAUUUUUCUUGUUUGUCAGUGCCUUGUUUUUUUUUUUGUUUUUUUGUUUUUUUUACUAUGAAAUCACUUUGAUAGUCUCAAAUUUUCAACUUUUUCUAUCACAUUUGUAAAGCUGAAAUUAGUUUCCAGUGCCCCUGAAAAUCUUUUUUGCUGUGUUCUUGUCUGUUGGAAUAUGGGAAAUAAAUCUUUUAACUCUGA
Plectropomus leopardus (leopard coralgrouper) is the source of this 1913-nucleotide messenger RNA. RefSeq names its product apoptosis regulator BAX-like. The record is from RefSeq and is a predicted model, not a curated record. Gene Ontology annotation, cellular component: mitochondrial outer membrane. Gene Ontology annotation, biological process: mitochondrial fusion; intrinsic apoptotic signaling pathway in response to DNA damage; release of cytochrome c from mitochondria. NCBI's taxonomy places the organism in Eukaryota, Metazoa, Chordata, Actinopteri, Perciformes, Serranidae. Gene Ontology annotation, molecular function: channel activity; BH domain binding.